Acomys russatus (golden spiny mouse) is the source of this 2979-nucleotide messenger RNA. It is a transcript of the gene Myrfl, whose product is annotated as myelin regulatory factor like. Gene Ontology annotation, biological process: positive regulation of DNA-templated transcription; protein autoprocessing. The transcript is spliced from 25 exons. NCBI's taxonomy places the organism in Eukaryota, Metazoa, Chordata, Mammalia, Rodentia, Muridae. Gene Ontology annotation, cellular component: nucleus; endoplasmic reticulum membrane. The record is from RefSeq and is a predicted model, not a curated record. Gene Ontology annotation, molecular function: DNA-binding transcription factor activity; sequence-specific DNA binding. Bases 1 to 2799 code for a protein of 932 amino acids.
AUGGCGGCAGCACAGCACUGCGGCUUGGUCCACAGCACUGGGAACUUGCAGCUCGUUCACAUUACAGCUGACCGAGGAGCAGAGACCGGACUAGAAGUGGAGGAAGACUGGAGCCUUGAAGCUCAGGGAGCCAGUGGCACUCUGGAAAAUCCAGUGCUGGACACAAGCCUGCUUGAAGAAUUCUUGGGCAGUGACUUUGCUUUAGGAGCCUUGCAACAGCAGCUCCCUGACACCCCGCCUUACUCUGCUUCGGACCCACGCUCUCCUCCACAGCUCAAAGGCUCAUGCUGCCGGACCCCAAGGCCUACAGCAGGGAGGAUCCCAGCUACCUUCCUCCACUCCACCAUUGCACCCAGGCUAAUGCCUGAGCACCAGCACCCACCACAGAGCAUGUCCGGCCAAACCCACAGCAGCUAUCACAGCGGCUACCCGGAGUCCGGUCACCCUGCCACCUCCCGGCACCAAGCCGGGCCCUCCCGUCUGGGGAUGAGUUGCUCUUACCACCAGCAGCCUCUGUGCCACGUUCCUGGAGCCCCGCUUCCUCCGACAAAGAAGAGAAAGCAUGCGCAGAUACGAGAGGACUCCGGGGACUGCUGCGCGUGGGCCCACCACUUCAGACCAAUGACAAGUAGAACUCACAGCACCGAAGCGCAGGACCGUGACAGAGAGGGACAUAACGAGAUGCCCAUGGACCAGUGCUCUCCGGCUCUGAAAUGGCAGCCAUACCAAAGUGUUCCAUGGCACGGCUUAUUAAACAGUCAUUAUGAAAAGCUGCCUGACGUGGGCUAUCACGUUGUGACAGACAAAGGGUUCACUUUCUCGCCAGUAGAUGACGCUUUUGUUUGUCAGAAGAAGAACCAUUUUCAGAUAACCGUGCACAUCCAAGUCUGGGGAAGCCCGAAGUUCGUUAAAACCCAAAUGGGCCUACAGCCAAUAGAAAUGUUUUACUUGAAAGCUUUUGGAAUUAAGGUGGAAGCCGUCAGCCAGGUGGUUACUAUUGAGCAGUCCCAGGCAGACAGAAGCAGACAAGCUUUUGAGCCUGUUAAAAUUAACCUUCUGACUGACCAGGUUACCAAAGUAACGCUGGGACGAUUACACUUCGGUGAAACCACGGCAAACAACAUGAGAAAGAAAGGGAAGCCAAAUCCGGACCAGAGAUACUUCAUGUUGGUGGUUGGAUUGUAUGCUGCUAACCAAGACCAGUUCUAUCUGUUGGCUGCCCACAUCUCCGAAAGGAUCAUUGUAAGGGCCUCUAACCCUGGGCAGUUUGAAAAUGACAGUGAUGCAUUGUGGCAGCGCGGACAAGUUCCAGAAUCUGUCAUCUGUCACGGUCGAGUGGGAAUCAACACAGACGCACCUGAUGAAGCCCUGGUUGUCUGUGGCAACGUGAAAGUGACAGGGACCGUCCUGCAUCCCUCUGACGCCCGGGUGAAGGAGAAUGUCCAGGAGGUCGACACAAAUGAGCAGCUGAGGAGAAUAGCCCAGAUGAGGGUCGUGGAGUAUGACUACAAACCCGAAUUUGCAUCGGCCAUGGGGAUAAACAGUGCCCACCAGACAGGAAUGAUUGCCCAGGAGGUGCAGGAGAUCCUGCCCACAGCCGUGAGAGAUGUUGGGGGUGUCGCCUGUGGAGACGGGGAGACGCUGGAGAACUUCCUCAUGGUAGAUAAGGACCAGAUCUUCAUGGAGAACGUAGGGGCGGUGAAGCAGCUCUGCAAACUCACCAACAACCUGGAGGAGAGGAUAGAGGAGUUAGAAAUCUGGAACAAAAGGCUGGCCAGGCUGAAGCGCCUCAGCAGCAGCUGGAAGUCCUCCCUCAGUGAAGCCAGUUCCAUCAGCAAAUUUAGCAGAGCUGUUAGUAUAUCUUCACCAAGAAGGACCAUUUCCAAAAAACCCACCAAGGUCUCUUUCUCAGGAAGGAAACAAUCCUGUCCGAACUGGGUUUUCCAGACGUUGGUUAUAGCGCUAAUUGCUGUGAUGACGUUUUGUGCCUUGACAAUAGUUGCCCUCUACAUACUCAGCUUAAAGGUUCAAGACCAGCGCUUCCCAAGUCUCCCUCUGAGCAAUAUCUCAAGCUCUCCCAAACCAGCUCUGCCAUCCACAGCUCCCACUUCAGUUCCCCAUACAACUCUGGUGACCACACAGACCUCCCAUCAAGUGCCUGAAAUCACGUUCUGUGAGAUCCUGCCGUGUCAGGAAACUUUUUGCUGCCCCGUGUGGGGACCAAGAAUAUUAUUUUCAAGCCCUGCAGCACAAAGACAACUGGAGGCAGAGAGAGAAAUCCAACAGAGACAUUGGGCAGAAGACAAAAGCAAAUCAUUCCUGACAAGAAAUGCGCUUAUCAGCCCCAACUGGGAGAGUGACUGGAUUGAUACCACCAUCACUUCCAUUCAGAUUAUGGAAAUCCAGCAAAUGAUAGACCGCCGGUACUGCAGCAGGAUGCUCCACUGCGGGCCUGGACAUUAUAACUAUAAUAUUCCUGUUAAUAGAAACACACCCACCAACGUCAAAUUCUCUCUGGAAAUCAACACAACAGAGCCACUGAUAGUCUUCCAGUGCAAAUACACCCUCGGGAAUAUAUGUUUCCACAGUCAACGAGAAAGAGCCCAAAGCCAUGGAGAAGAGGCUCAGAUGACCCAGGGAUAUCAGCACAUUUGGAGCCUCCCAGUGGCCCCGUUCUCCGACAGUGCAUACCAUUUCCGAGUGGCUGCACCAGAUUUAGCGGACUGUUCGACGGAUCCUUUUUUUGCUGGGAUUUUCUUCACGGAUUACUUCUUUUACUUCUAUCGACGUUGUAACUAAUUUAUUCAAGUUUGAGGACUUUACUGAAGAAAAGCACUCAGAAAUACAGUUAACAGCGACCGGUAUUUCCUCUCCCAACGUCUUUUACCUUUCUGUCAAGCACUCGUAUUUUUGCUGAAGGACCCUUUCAGGCUUGGCUUCCAGUGGUUUCAAGGGUUAAUGAGGAGAAUAAAGUGUUUG